CCCCGGCCCCAGUUUCGUUUUUUCCAGACCCAGUUUCGUUUCUCCAUCCCCAGUUUCAUUUCUGGCUGUUCGGAGCAGCGGCGGACGCGGCGAUGGCGACGCUGGAGCCGGAGCUGAGCCUGGCGGGGCUGGAGGAGGAACUGACCUGCUGCAUCUGCCUCUGCCUCUUCAGCAGCCCCGUGACGGUGCCCUGCGGCCACAACUUCUGCGCCGCCUGCCUGGAGCUCAGCUGGGCCGGGCUGUCGGAGGGGUUCAGCUGCCCCCAAUGCCGCACCACCUUCGCGGGCCGCCCGAAGCUGCAGAAGAACACGGUGCUGUGCCGGGUGGUGGAGCAGCUCCAGGGCCGCGCUGGGGCCGGGGGUGAGGAGCAGCAGGAGGAUGGAGGAGCGGCAAAGUGCGAGGCGGAGGAGCCCCCCGUGUACUGCGACAGCUGCCGGGAGGCGCCGGCCGUGCAGACCUGCCUGACCUGCACCGCGUCCUUCUGCGCCGAGCACCUGCGGCCGCACCGCGACAGCCCCGCGUUCCGCGACCACCAGCUCUGCCCGCCCCUGCGAGACCUCCAGUACCGCAAAUGCCCCUCGCACAACCGGCUCUUCGAGUUCUUCUGCAGCAAUCACGGCACCUGCAUCUGCUCCCUCUGCCUGCUCGGGCACAAGGUGUGCCACACCAGCGCCUUGGAGCAAGCUAAAGCCAAUGCCCAGGUGAUGCUGAAGAAGAAACUCAUGAUGCUGAAUAAUCAGACUGAAAGAGCUGCUCAGGCAAUGAGCACUGUGAAAAACAACCAAAGCCAAUCUGCUGAGACAGCUUCCAGAAAGAAGGAUUUGAUCAGAAGUGAGUUUUCAGAAAUUAAAGCUAUAAUUGAAGAAAGAGAAAAUGAGAUCAUGAAAGCAAUUGCAGAUGAAGAAAAGAGAGUUUGGAACAAAUUUGAUUAUAUUUACGGUGUUCUGGGAAAUAAGAAGAAUGAAAUUCAGUCUCUCAGAGAUCAGAUUGAGACGGCGCUGACUGAAAGCGAUGAUGUUCUGUUUAUGAAGAGAGCAGUAGCACUGCAACGAGCAUCACCAAAAGAGGCUUUCGUUCCUGUGGUUGAAAUGGACCAAAAUGUGAUGAAUUCCACUUAUAAGUUUGCCGUUAACCUCAAACAAAUACUGAAAGUUGCAGUGGUUCAGUAUAAGGAGAGAAAAGCAGAAGCCACACCUGGGAAAACUAUGGGCCCUCCAGUGGCUCCUAGAGACAAAACCCCUGUUGGAAGAAGGCCUCAUGAACGACGUGCUCUCUCACGAGAGCGUGUCCUUGAAGAGAAAACCCCUUCCCACACUCCUGCCACUCCGCAGGUGAAGGAAAAUACCAAGGAGAAAAAGAAACCUGCUAAAGUUGCACCAACCCCAGCACCAAAAACUGCAACUGCUGCUGCUGCAACUAAAGAGCUUAUUGACAGCUUUCUGAAGAAAUCCAGAGUGGAGCUUCUGCAGUAUACUGCUAAAAUCACCCUGGAUUACAACACAGCUCAUAACAACGUGAUGCUGUCUGACAACUACACCAGGAUGUCCGUCUCAGACACCUUCAUGGGUCACAACCCCCACCCUCAGCGCUUCACCGACUUCCGCCAGGUCCUGGGGUUCCAGUGCUUCAAGAAAGGGAUCCACUACUGGGAGGUGGAGCUGCAGCAGAACAGCUUCUGUGGCAUCGGGGUGUGCUACGGCAGCAUGGCCCGGCACGGCCCCGAGAGCCGCCUGGGCAGGAACAGCAGCUCCUGGUGCAUCGAGUGGCUCAACAACAAAAUAUCAUCCUGGCACGAUGACGUUGAGAAGUGCUUACCCAACACCAAGGCCACCAGGAUUGGUGUGCUGCUCCACUGUGAGGGGGGCUUUGUGAUCUUCAUGGCGGUAGGGGAGAAGCACAACUUGAUCUAUAAAUUCAAAGCCGAGUUCACCGAGGCCUUGUACCCUGCCUUCUGGCUGUUCUCCAGUGGCACUGUGCUCUCUCUCAUUUAAAGGAAACAGUAAGGUCUCGUAUCUUAGUUUAGUUCACCUAAGUACUUAUAUGCAGGUAAUCAAACCCAAAGUCUCAAAGAUUGAUUGUUUGAGGCAAAAAUUAUUAGCUCUUUUAAGCAGUUUGGGAAAUCUGCCGAUUCUUUGGUCUGAAGCCUUUAGAUAGUGAUUUAGCAAAAUGAUGAUGAUAGUAAAAACUACAAUGAAAGGUUUUGCAAAGACUUUGAUUGCCCUAAAAUCAAAGUCAUGGUAUGAACCAUUAUUAAAUGUCUUCAGUAGCUGCUGUGGCUUCUGUGGUUGGCUGUAAAGGAGCUCCAGAAUUAAUGUGUUCCACAGGUAACCAUAACCCCUUUGAGAAAGAAACAGGAAGAAUUCCUUGACAAAUUCAGGUUCCAGGCUUUGAGGGAGCUCUCAGUGUUGCCUUUUUGUCUAUACACAGACUGUUCUUCAUACACAGAUUCUCAGUGUAUGACUCCAUGAGAUGCUACAGAAAGAGCUACUGAAAUCAGUAAGUCCAGGUCUUAUGGCACAAAGUUGUAAAAGCCAAUAUGACAGAUCUCAUCAGAAUGGAAAUGCAGAGACUUCUAGAGUUGAUGGGAAAGAAAUGGUGUUAAAAUCACCAGGGAAUAAAUGACAUUGACUCUGGGAAUACACCAGAGAGUCUUCAGGAAGACAUCCUGCAGAGCAGUGAUGUGUGUCCUGUGAUAACACAGUCUGUGGGAUGAAGUAUUCUGUGUCAUCUACUGACCCAGAACAUGCUUCACAUCUUCACACUGAGGGCUCUUUAGUGUUGGGGUUUUUUUUGUGUGCUGAGGAGUUCAGGGGGUGCAUUUUUGGCUUGCACAUGGAGCAUAAAUCUGCUGUUUACUUAAAGCAGGGUCUUCUGUCAUAAAGCUUUUCCUUUUUGUGAGGUGGGAUAUUCUCUGCUGGUGUAUCUUUAGUUGUUCAGGUGGUAGAAACUGGAUUUCUUGUAUUUUUUGGGACUCUGAUUUGAGGAGUCUCAAGACGUGCACAGUACCUGGAAAAUGCUGUUUCUUCUCUGCAUGAAGCCUGUGGGCAGACAGGUGAGUCCUUUGAAACAUGGAGGGAAUUAGCAAAAAGGAGAAUAUACAUCCAUUCCUACUGGGAUGGAUUUUUAAUUCUCCUGGCAUUCUUUGCUUUGGGUUGUGGUAUGUCUUCAGAAGUUCUGUGUACAGAGGAAUCUGUACUUCCUUCUUACAAUCUGUAGGCAAUCAAGGUAUUUGGAUCUCAGAGUUAUUGGGUCUGUAUCUUGUUGAUGCCUCUGGACUUACUGUGGUAGCUCCUAUUUCUUGUAGCCCAUGAAGAACAGGGAAGCUCACGUGAGAGACUUCCUGGACUUUGAUUUGUAAAACUCCCCUUGUGGGACUUGGUGAAAUAGAACACAAAGCCACUGCUGGCACUUUGGCAGGGAAUUGUUAGAAGGCUUAAAAGACCCUCUGUGAUACAUUCCACAUUAGCCAAAAUGCUUUGGAGAGAGGCUUUCAGGGCUUGGUGUCUCUGUUUUCACUUGGUUUGUACUUUGUCAAGGAUAGCAUAAGUUUGAUUUCUUCCAUUUCUUUGGUCAAGAUAGGAUAUGGAAUUGAUGGUGGAUCUAAAAGUGCCACAGCUGUCUCUGGAGCAGUUGUACUAUUUCAAGGGUCUCCACUCUCCAAAGCACAGUCAGCACUGAAACUGUCAACCUAAGCAGAACUCUUUAAAAGGUGUGGAGGGAGGAUAUGUCCUGCUGGGACCCAACAAUGAAUGACAGACUGGGUUUUCUGCCCUUCCAGUUUGUCAGCAUUGAGGGACAAGAGCAGUUUCCUCUGAGAAAUCCUUUAUCUGCUUGGCAGUGCCACGGGGCUGCAGAUCCACUUGUAGGUGCUGAAGAAUACUCUGUCCCCUUGGGACGAGGAUUUGUGCAGGAGAGAAGGUCCCCAUUCUCUGUUGCCUCUUGAUUUAAAAGGGGUGUCAGUACUGACCUCUAAGUCUUUGGGCUUCUGUAGCCACAGUCUGGAGUGACACUCAAAGUCAAGAGCAGCUUUUAUUCUGGACAAGGUGGGAAUUUUUGAAAUGUGACAUUGGUGAGUGACCAACAGUAUGGAAGACAUAAGGUGUCCUGGAUUACGAGGCAGUGAAACAAGCCUGCCACUGUACUCCUGAUCCUAUUUUUUGCUUUCUUUAGUGCUAUGAAUGACUAGAAAUCAUAGAGGGAAAUUCUGUUAGUUUGGAAUGAAAUCAGAAAUAUGUAAUGGAAUCGCUGGAUUUCUGAAAACUCUUGUUUUGGUUAGCUUCAGAUAUCUUGGAUAUAUUGAAACAUUAGGGUGAUAUAAUAUUAAGAAAAAUAUUAGUUACAGCAUAAUAAGUGAUGAUUUAAAAACCUUUUCAACACAACUUAAGUGGUUGUACUUAGGCAGUAACUAUCAAAGCUAUACUGGUUUUAA
Neopelma chrysocephalum (saffron-crested tyrant-manakin) is the source of this 4429-nucleotide messenger RNA. It is a transcript of the gene TRIM25, whose product is annotated as tripartite motif containing 25. The record is from RefSeq and is a predicted model, not a curated record. The transcript has 9 exons. Gene Ontology annotation, molecular function: protein binding; zinc ion binding. Lineage: Eukaryota; Metazoa; Chordata; Aves; Passeriformes; Pipridae. Bases 93 to 1991 code for a protein of 632 amino acids.